Spinacia oleracea (spinach) is the source of this 3118-nucleotide messenger RNA. RefSeq names its product ABC transporter B family member 29, chloroplastic. The record is from RefSeq and is a predicted model, not a curated record. Gene Ontology annotation, molecular function: ATP binding; ATP hydrolysis activity; ABC-type transporter activity. The coding region runs from base 104 to 2095 and encodes 663 amino acids. Gene Ontology annotation, biological process: transmembrane transport. NCBI's taxonomy places the organism in Eukaryota, Viridiplantae, Streptophyta, Magnoliopsida, Caryophyllales, Amaranthaceae. Gene Ontology annotation, cellular component: membrane. The transcript is spliced from 10 exons.
UAUCUUAUGACUUUUUAUUAAUGAAUUGAUUUUACUUUAAAAAAAAAAAUUAAAAAAAUCCAUACAAUGAUACAACUCGCGAGGACGCCGAGGAGAGGGUAAAAUGGCGCGAGAAGUUCUUUUACACUCUACAAUGUCGAUCAUUCAACUUCAUCGUCUCCCACCUCCAUUUCUUCGCAUCAAAUCAAACCCUAAAAACCAAAAUGAUCUUGCUAAUAAUCUCAAUUUCAUCCUAAAAUUCCCCCAAAAAUCUUCAAUCAAACUCUCCGAUUCCCUUAACUUCUCUUCAAGCUCAUCAUCCGAUUCUCUCUCCUCUUCAAUCUCUUCCCUGCAAUCAAUCAAACCCUAUAUUCAAUCGGAAUGGAGGUUAAUCCUUCAAGGCUGGACUUGCAGUGCUAUUUCCGUGUUUUCUCUCUCUAAAAUUGUCCCUAAAGCUGGGGAGUUCUCUCUAAUUUUGGGCGAUGUUCGUUCGAUUAAACGAGAGGGUGCAAUACUUGCUUCGUUCUUUGUUGUUCGAUUGAUUGCGAAUUACUUGCAACAGGCGUUCUUGUGGGAAGCGGCGUCUAAUUCUGCUUAUAAGAUUAGGGCGUAUAUUUUCCAGAGGGUUUUGGAAAGAGAUUUAGGGUUUUUUGAAGGCGGCGACGAUCAGAGUGUUAGUAUUUCUUCUGGGGAUAUCUCGCAUAGGAUUACUUCUGAGGCUUCUGAUGUUGCUGAAACUAUUUUUGCUCUUCUAAAUACUAUAGUUCCUUGCACUCUCCAGUUAUCGGCUAUGGCAGCACAGAUGCUGGUCAUCAGCCCUGUUCUGUCAACGAUUUCUGCCUUGGUGAUUCCUUCUGUCGUACUUGCUAUUACUUUACUUGGUGCAAAGCUUCAAAGGAUAUCAAGGAAGGCACAUCAGAGUACUGCUGCUCUUUCCGCUUACUUGAAUGAGGUCCUCCCAUCAAUCCUUUUUGUGAAAGCUAGCAAUAUGGAGUGGACUGAAAGUGUUAAGUUCCAAAGGCUUGCGCAUGCUGACCUGAUCAGGCAGUUAAAAAAGAAGAAAAUGAAGGCCCUCAUUCCUCAAAUGGUUCAAGCUGUUUAUGUGGGAGGUUUGCUCACGUGUUUAGCUGGAUCGCUUGUCCUCUCCAAGGGAUUCUUCAACACUUGCAGCUUGAUAUCGUUUGUCACUUCCUCUGUUUUCUUAGUUGACCCUAUUCAGAUAAUUUUGCAGGGUGUUGGAAAAGCAUACAAUGAGUUGAAGCAGGGAGAGCCAGCUAUUGAGCGUUUGUUUGAUCUCACUAGAUUCAAACCCCAGGUGAUCGAGAGAGCGGAUGCAAAACAUGUAGAUUCCGUUAGAGGAGAGGUGAAGUUUUGUGAUAUAUCAUUUCAAUAUAAAGAUGGUUUACCCCUUGUCUUGAAUGGAGUUGACCUCCACAUUAAAGCUGGAGAGAUAGUUGCGCUUGUGGGCCCAUCCGGGGGAGGGAAAACAACGUUGGCUAAACUUCUUCUUCGCCUCUAUGAUCCUUUGCAUGGUCAUAUAUUAAUUGAUGGAAUCCAUAUUCAAUGUUUUCGGUUGGAAAGUUUAAGGAGACAUGUCGCUUUAGUGUCCCAGGAUAUUAUGCUGUUUUCAGGGACAGUUGCUGAGAAUAUUGGCUACAAAGAUCUUGUGAGAGGAAUUGACCUGGAAAAAGUUGAGCUUGCCGCAAAAACUGCAAAUGCUGAUGAAUUCAUCAGUUUGCUUCCUAGAGGUUAUGAAACUUACAUUGAAUCAAGAGGUUCAAUAUUAAGUGGGGGACAGAAGCAAAGGCUUGCAAUAGCAAGAGCAAUUUACCAGGACUCCUCGAUUUUGGUUAUGGAUGAAGCAACUUCUGCCUUGGAUAGCAGGUCUGAGCUAUUGGUGAGACAAGCUAUGGAGCGCGUGAUGAAAAAUCAUACUGUUUUGAUCAUUUCUCACCGGCUUGAAACAGUUCUAAUGGCUGAGAGAGUCCUCCUUCUAGAAGAUGGUAGGCUACAAGAGGUUGAUCCAAUGUUACAUGGAACGCGGGACGUAUGGGAACGUGGUACGGGAACGGGAACGCGGAACUCUCCAUUCAAAGUUCCCGGAACGUUGUGUUAAUUUGUUAAUUUUUUUUUUUUUAAUUUUAUAAUACAAAAUUACAGAAAAUUAAGUAAAAGCUAGUUGCACGCAACUAUAAUAAUAAAUAAAAGAGAAUAAAAAUAAUACUUUCUCCAUUUUUUAAUAAUUGCACCAUCUUGAUUUUAGCACUAUUCACAUAUUCUAAUAUAUUUAAUUUUUGUGAUUUAUAUGUAAGGAAAAAUAUAUUCAUGUGAGAUCUUGUUAGAUUCGUCUCAAAAUAUACUUUCAAAUUAUCAAAUUUUUAUAAUUUUUUAAAAUGUAUAAUGAGAGAUAUUAAUAGUUAAAAUAGUGCAUUGGCAAGCGUGAAAUCCAAGAUGGUGCAAUUAAAAAAAAAAAUGGAGGAAGUAAAAGAAUGAUUAAAGGGGAAGGGUCCACUGUCAUAAAGAUGAAGUCUCCUUUAAAGUCUAAAGUCUAAACACUCUAAUAUAUAAAGAAAUAAAGAAAUAAAUACGAAGGGGCCACAACUAUCAUUAUCUGUGCAAUCUAACAGCUGUAACUCAUUACAAUAAAUGCAGAAUCUUUUGCCAAAAAAUAUAAUAAAAUAAAUAACAUAGAAAGAAGAAACGUCUCCUUCAUCUUCUUCAAUGGGCCUCCAACGUUUUCUUCAACACCACCACCAUUAACAAAAAAUAAAGCUUCAAAUUUCUACCUACAGGGAACACCAAAAACUAAAUCAGCCCUACCAUAUAACGGGUACGCCGCCUUCGACGAACCGGUACGAGAUCCGCAGCGAACCCGGGACGAGCGAACCCGGGACGCGGAACAGGGCAACGUUCCGUGUUCCGGGUAUCACUGGGUUGAUCGUUCAAUGCUAACCAGUAGUUCCCAUGACUUGCAAUGUUCAGCUGGUCUCAUCAUAUGACGCAGAGCACAAAAGAAUUCCAUGCACUGGACUGACAGCUACGCAUUCAUGGCCACAUUAUUAUCUUCUUCUUUAACGAGCAAUUUUGGUUAUUGGCUGAGGAGAAUACUAAGGAAGUAAAUAGCAGAUCCCUAUCUGUG